GCUUCCAAUUAUAAAGAGAAGGAAGUGGAAAAAUCAGGGCAGUCUUCUUUAGGACUAAAGCAGUAUGGAAGAUUGCAAGAACUUUUUCAAUCAGGAGGAUGCUGAUAUCUGUUCAGAAUCUGUGAAAUUUGAUGCUCAGUCAAUGACAACACUUCUUCCUCUGAGUUCUAAAAAUGUCCCUGCCCUUCAAGAGAAGUUGAAGUCAUUCAAAACUGCACUGAUUGCUCUUUACCUCUUUGUGUUUGUGAUUCUCAUACCUAUCAUUGGAAUAGUGGCAGCUCAGCUUCUGCAAUGGAAAACGAAGAGUUGUACAGUCGAUUCAAUUAAUGCAAAUGAUAGCUCUCAGAAUCUCACGGGAAAAGGAAGCAGUAUUGAAGAUGAAGUGAGAUUUCAGGAAAUGGUUACAGAAAAAAUAAGCAACAUGGAGAAGAAAAUCCAAUAUAUUUCAGAAUCAGCAGCUCUUAAUUCAGAGCAUUUUCAAAAUUUCAGUAUGAUGAGUGAUCAAAGAUUUAAUGAUGUCCUCCUACAGCUAGGAAUCUUGAAUUCUUCAGUCACUGAAAAUGAGCACAUAAUAGAUGAAAUCCUCAAGUCACAAAUAAGUUUGAAUAUUACAUUACUUGUUUUGAAGUUCAAAAGUGUAUUAUUGAGUAACAAAAUCAGGCAGAACACAUUAAAACAACAAGAGGAUAGUAAUGAAUUAGAGGAGCGUGUGCGUAAUGCAUCAGCAGAAAUUAUGUCUGUGAAAGAAAAGCAAGUAUAUUUGGAACAGGAAAUAAAAGAAGAAGUGAAACUUUUGAAUAACAUCACUAGUGAUCUCAGACUGAAAGACUGGGAACAUUCUCAGACAUUGAAAAAUAUCACUUUGGUUCAAGGUCCUCCUGGUCCCCCAGGUCAAAAAGGAGAUAGAGGUUUCACUGGAGCUCAAGGUCCAGCAGGCUUGCAAGGUCCCAUAGGUCCUCCAGGCCUUAAAGGUGAUCAAGGGCUAACAGGCUUUCCAGGAAGUAGAGGGCUACCAGGACCACCAGGAAGAGUUGGGAGGCCAGGAAAUACUGGACCAAAAGGUCAGAAGGGGGAAGUUGGGAAUAGAGGCAUGCUAGGCCAAGUUACAGCCCACUGAUCCAAUUAGGGCAGGGCCCUUAAAGAUCAGGGGGGUUGGGCAGGACACCUUCUACUGUCAUCUCAUUAAAAGGCCCUUCACUUCUGGACAAGUCAUCAGCACAGCUGAAUCCAAGAUCCCUUUGUGGUUCCGCCAAACAACCUUUGCUCUCCUGUGGUACCAGACUUCCGCUUCCUCUUCUGAUCCUUGGUGCUGUUAGACCUCUGCUCCUGUGCUCAUUCUUCUCCCUACUCCAAUAUUCAACAUCUUUAUUAUCCCCUAGCCCUACCAGAUGGGACACCUCUCAUGUACUGACUGACAGGCUAUUUCAUCCAGCACCCAUCCUGGUGUUUUGCUGAACCCAAUUAAAUCCAUAUGCUCUAGAAGUCUUACAGACACUGGUAAUAUGUGGCUUUUGAUAUUUUUAAAAAAGCAUUAUUCUCUGCCACACAUAGGAGUUACAUACCAUAAAAUUCAUUCAUACAUUCACUCCUUACACGUAUUUUCACUCUAUAUCUGCAGGAACUAGACACAACAGCUAGUAAUGUAUUUAUUUUCUCUAUCCUUACAGAGUUCAUUAUGUCUGAAAAACAUAGACAUGCAAAAGGCAAGUUUAUAUUAUAAUGAGCUAUAUUGGAGGAAAAAUAAAUCUAUGUAGGUGCCCAGAGGAGAUCAAAAUGUCAAAUUAUUUAGAAUAUUAAAAAAAAGAAAUGAUUUGCUCUGUCUAACUUAUUAAAUUUUGAGGUAAUUUCAAGCAAAGAUAUUUUGGUCAUUAAAAUAAUGCUUUUUUCUAUUCUAAAAAUCUGUGUAUAUUUUAUGUGUUAAGUAUACACAAUUCUAGAAAAAAUGUAUUUCAAUGUAACUGGAGCUCUUCUGUCUAUUAAAAGAAAGGGUUAAAGCUAUAGUAAGAGAAAACAAAAAAAAGGAAUAUGAAAAAUAAAGAAUUCCACAUUAAUUUUAUCAUUUACUUAUUAAUAGGCAAGGUUUUCAAAAGUCUUCAUUACUUCAAGGUUUAAAACAUAGUCCCAGGAUUCAUAGCAUUUGUGAAUUCUAAGUAGCACUUUUAUGUGUUUCUAUCUUACCACUUCUAUCCUCUCCCCUAUUUAACGGACUUCUUAACACCUACCUCACAGGGUUGUUGUGAGGCUUUAAGAUGCAAUAUGUUUAAAGAUGCUCUGUAAAAUCAUAAAGUGCUUUUAACAUAUAA
Messenger RNA from Erinaceus europaeus (western European hedgehog), 2303 nucleotides. It is a transcript of the gene MSR1, whose product is annotated as macrophage scavenger receptor 1. Bases 65 to 1117 code for a protein of 350 amino acids. Gene Ontology annotation, molecular function: scavenger receptor activity. The record is from RefSeq and is a predicted model, not a curated record. The transcript is spliced from 9 exons. Gene Ontology annotation, biological process: receptor-mediated endocytosis. Lineage: Eukaryota; Metazoa; Chordata; Mammalia; Eulipotyphla; Erinaceidae. Gene Ontology annotation, cellular component: membrane.